AUGGCCGUGAAUAGCCUUAUUGAAACCAAAAUAGAAAUAAUUGGUGGAAAUUAUGAAAAAAAAAAUCGUAUCCUACUCUUUGCAGAACAUGUCAGCUGCCUGAAGUGCUCAUCAAACUACCCUCCAUAUUUUACCGGUUACUACAUGGAAGCCAGGGACUGCCCGGGAGCCACCCUAAGAAAUUCAACCCUUAACGAUGAGAAGCUGGUUUGCUGUAUCUUGGAUACUACACUUGUCCCAUCAGUCCCACAAAAUAUCAAUGUGUCUUUUGAAGCGUAUCUUAACUUGGUUGGAGAGACCACAAGGACAAGAGCAUUGUAUCCGUUUUACAUGGAAGCGUUGAAUAUUGCUAACAUGUCAAGUAAACAUGAAAUAGCAGCCUUCACUGCUCAAAUAUUGUAUCAGACAUCAGGAAUGCUAUAUUCAGAGGAAAAUUCCGAUGGAGAGAAGUAUAAAGGAAAAGAAAGCUUGGGAAAUACCAGAGCAUCUGAUGCCCGCAAAUACAUAAGUAGAGGAUUCCUUCCUCUGAUAGGAAAACACAUUAAACAGUGCAAACUCUGUCGUGGGAUCUGGGAAUGA
Molecule: messenger RNA, 579 nt
Organism: Pocillopora damicornis (cauliflower coral)
Lineage: Eukaryota; Metazoa; Cnidaria; Anthozoa; Scleractinia; Pocilloporidae
Biological process (GO): G protein-coupled receptor signaling pathway; cell surface receptor signaling pathway
Cellular component (GO): membrane
Molecular function (GO): G protein-coupled receptor activity
Source: RefSeq, a predicted model, not a curated record